AUGAAUUCACCCAAGUUCGACCCUGUUAUGAACUUGCUUAAGUUGAAAACCAGAGCAUCGUCCCCCGUUGCCGCCGAGGCCACAGUAAAUUCCCAGCAACAGUUUCCGCCACCGAAGAAAGCGAGAUUAGACGAAACUGCGGUUGGCCAGCGAGAGAAGUCUAGGAAAGAGCACCAAAAUGUCCCAGCUGAUUUUUUCGACGACCCUGUUGCAUCAAAAGUUGAACUGUCAGGGACGGCUGACAUAGCUUAUGAUGACUCGAUUGCCUCGAAGAGUCAACGUACAGAGACUGAAAACAUUGAGGAGAUGCGACAGAUUCCGGAAAAUUUCUUUGAUGAUCCCGUUCUUGACUCUAAGGUAAGGAACGUUCCAAUUCAGGAUACUCUAGACAAAGAAUGGGCUUUGUUUCGAAAGGAAAUCCAGCUGGAAAAAUUGAACGCAGAGGUUGUGGCGGACGAGCAGGACGAUGAGUUCACUUUUGAACGACAUCUAGAAGAAAUUGAUGAGGAAAUAAGGGGCUGGUCGAAGGUUAAUGACCUCGAGAAGAAGUUAGAAAUCACAAAACACGUAAAGGUAAAAAAAGAAGAGCUCGAAUACGAAAGUUGCGAAGAAUCCCUUGAAGACGAACUUCCUGAAGAUAGGAGUGGCAUAUGGUUAUUGCAAGCGUGGUGCCAUAUGAUGUCCACUGGCAGCAGCUUGGACGCUGUGGUUAUCGGCUGUACUGUGUGUGAAGAGCUGCAGUGCGAUGGCACAGUCGGUUAUGGCGGCUCGCCGGACGAGACGGGAGAGACGACGUUGGACGCAAUGGUGAUGUACGGGUAG
Molecule: messenger RNA, 822 nt
Organism: Soboliphyme baturini
Lineage: Eukaryota; Metazoa; Nematoda; Enoplea; Dioctophymatida; Soboliphymatidae
Source: the annotation of a GenBank genome assembly